Molecule: messenger RNA, 732 nt
Organism: Durotheca rogersii
Lineage: Eukaryota; Fungi; Ascomycota; Sordariomycetes; Xylariales; Xylariaceae
Product: glycoside hydrolase family 11 protein
Exons: 3
Coding region: 1-690 (229 amino acids)
Biological process (GO): xylan catabolic process
Molecular function (GO): hydrolase activity, hydrolyzing O-glycosyl compounds
Source: RefSeq, a predicted model, not a curated record
AUGCUGUCCUCUCUCGUCCUCGCCGCCGUCGCGCUGAUCCCGCGGGUCUUCGCCGCGCCGCCGGUCACGGCCCCCCGGCUCGGUGACCUGCUGCACGGCAGCGAGAACGCGAUCCAGGCCCGGCAGGGCGGCUACUUCUGGUCCUCGUGGUCCGAGGGUGGCGGCUCGUUCCGCUGCAAUAACGGCGCAGGCAGCGCCUACAGCGUCACCUGGCAGAGCAGCGGCGGGGCCAGCGGCUUCGUGUGCGGCAAGGGGUGGAGCCCCGGAGGCAACAGGGCGGUCAAGUACUCGGGCACGUACGCGCCCCAGGGGCCCAGCUACCUGGCGGUGUACGGGUGGACGCGCAACCCGCUGAUCGAGUACUACGUGGUGGACGCGCACGGCGAUCUGCUCCCGAACGAGCCCUGGACGGCCAAGGGCAACUUCACCUCCGACGAGGGCACCUACCUUGUGUACACCAGCACCCGCGUCAACAAACCCUCCAUCAUCGGCACCACCACCUUCCAGCAGUACUGGUCCGUCCGCACCGAGCAGCGCGUCGGCGGCACCAUCACCACCGGCCGCCACUUCGACGAGUGGGCCAAGCUCGGCAUGCGGCUCGGCUACCACGACUACAUGAUCCUUGCCACAGAGGGGUAUACCAGCGGGUCGAUCACAAGCAAUGGGACUGCCUCUAUCACUUUGGGUUGAGAGAGGACUAUCCCUACACUAUAUCAGGUACCUAGUCCACCG